Dictyostelium discoideum AX4 is the source of this 228-nucleotide messenger RNA. It is a transcript of the gene rpl38, whose product is annotated as S60 ribosomal protein L38. The transcript is spliced from 3 exons. Gene Ontology annotation, cellular component: ribosome. Gene Ontology annotation, biological process: translation. The record is from RefSeq and is a predicted model, not a curated record. Bases 1 to 228 code for a protein of 75 amino acids. Lineage: Eukaryota; Evosea; Eumycetozoa; Dictyosteliales; Dictyosteliaceae. Gene Ontology annotation, molecular function: structural constituent of ribosome.
AUGCCAAGAGAAAUCCGUGAAAUCAAAGACUUUUUAGUCACCGUUAGAAAUAAAGAUGCCAAGGAAAUCAGAAUCAAAAAAGUUGGCAAAAACCUCACUAAAUUCAAAGUUAGAUGUGGUAGAUACCUUUACACUUUAAGAGUUGCUGAUAACGCCAAAGCUGCCAAAUUAAUGCAAACUCUCCCACCAUCAAUCCCAACUGUCCAAGUUGACUCUAACAAAAAGUAA